AAUAACGAGCCGGUUCUCGCUGUCUGUCUCUGCCUGUGCGGCGCGUUAUCGCUCGAAAAAAGAGACUGACGCGCGCGCAAUACAAAUGUAUGUAAUACCCUAUGUACCUGUACGAGAUUAGGGUGCACGUGUGCCGCGGAUAAAGAGCUUGACCUGCGAUAUCGUCUGAAUUUCGCUCCUUCGGCACAAAGACGACGCGUGUGUGCAAGUGUAAUUACCAAGAUCGUAAAGUGACUAUUCGAUCAGGUGCCAGGUGUAUAUCAUUCGAUGACGCCGGGUCAGCGUCAAAGCUUCAUACAUUUUAUACCUCUCCUUCCGCAUCGGUGUUCGCGGGAGAUUAUCUCCUUUUUUAUUUAUCGCUAUCACAAGUCGUAAGUGCGCGUGUUCUUACUUCUUGCAUAUACGUCCCGGCGUAAUGCCGCAGUCGCAACGCUACUAGUUACACUUCUCAGCUGUCAGUGUAAUAUUACGAGGGUUCAGCCGCGAUUGCCGAAGAUGUACGACGACCGAGCGAAUGUGUCGUCGCCACCUCUCCUCGCUACUGCGCAGUGGUGAUUAAUAAUACAAAAAAAAAAGAAGAAAGAAAAAGCCAAAGAUGAGCUAGUGUCUCGAGUGGUGUGUCUGCGUGCGCGCGUGUGUGUGUGCUGUUCAGCAGUGCAGUGCCUCUCGCAAUAAGUGCAGUGCAGUGUGCAGUGUGCAGUGCAUUAUUAUAUUAUUAUACCUCCGCAGUUGAUGAGCACGACGCAGUUGAGUAUUAAGCCACCGCAAUGUCGCGCGUAUCAUGACGGUAAUGCCGUCGAGCUCCGAUGUCGCGGACAAGGCGGUCUCGACGGAGGAUGCGAUCGCCAGUGGCGGCGGCGGCGGCGGCGGCGGGGGUCCGGUGGAGAUGGCACGCCUCGAGGCCGUCCUCGCCGCCCUCGUCGAGAGCAAGGUCGAGGCCAUGAAGCACGACUCGGCCCUCGAGGCCGCGGCGCUGAAGGCGAAGCGCAGACGGGCCGGCAGCGUGCCGGUCAGCCCGACCACCGGUCGCAAUCGAUCGAGGCUCACCUCGUCCUCGACGCUGUCCUCGGAUCAGCAGCAGCAUCAUCAUCAUCACCACCAUCAUCAUCACGGAAAACAUCAUCACCAUCAUCGUCAGCAUCAUCCGCACGGUGACAAAAGGGGCAGGAGACACAGACAUCGUAGACACGACUCGGCGCCCUGCGGCGACUACAUCGAGGACCCGCACAAACAUCGACACGGAGGCAGAGAAAAGUCACGGAGCGUCGACAGUCCUGGCAGACAUCAUAAUCGUCGACGACACUCGAGGCCUCCGCAUCCGUAUCCGCAUCCGCAUCAUCGUCCUCCCAAUCCAGCUGCUACGCUACCGCCAGCAGCGGCCCACGAGGGACGCGAGACGAUCGUCUCGGAGACGCGCGGCGGGGGUGGCGGCGAUCCGCGUUUCGAGCUUUUGGGCAUCAACGACGCCGACCUCGCCGCGAUCAAGCUCGAGCACCUGCAGCAGUCGCGGCAAGCCCUCAGCGACACGCACGAGUACGCGACCGCCGCCAGAAUCCACCAAAGUGCCUGCUAUAUUUCACAUAGCGCUGCUCAAUUAAAAAGCCAUUACGACGAGGACGACUACUUGACGCUGCAGUACGCCGACGAGAUCGACGACGACGACGAGGACGACUCGCUGAGUCUGGACGUCGACUUGGAGGCCGCUCGCGCUUCGGUCGUCGAUACGGAGGGCCGAGCCGGAGCGGCUAAUAACGGCGAGCGGCGGCCGCCCACGGGUCGCAGGCCGCCGCGCCGGAAACGCAAGCGACGGAAACGCCGGAGGACCAUCGUCGACGUCGAGGGCAUCGAGCUGGAAAUGGAGGAUCCGGACGAUUUGCCGCCCAGAGCCAGAUGGACCAUCGUCGCGACGGCCUGUCUGCUGCUCGUCAUGUCGCUGCUGCUCGUAGGCGUGACGUUGAGGAUGGCGCCCAUUAUCGACGAGAUGGUUCGCAAGGAGAACGAGGAGCUACUGAACUCGCUGAAUCGGGAUCACUCGGUACCUGUGAACGCGUCUACGACUACGACGACGACGACGACGCCUUGAAGCAGCAGUGGAAAAUUAAAACGUCAGUCGACGUGAAAAGUACGCCGACUACUACGUGUCGUCGACUAAGGGUCGCACAGAUGAUAACGACAACAAUGAACGUUGACUUACACCAGUGAUCGUGGUGGUGUGCUCCAGCGCGCGAAAACACUGAUCUUCUCGUGCAUCGACAUAAUAAUAACACGGUGUCGUGCACGACGUGCUUCCAAAUCGAGCGCAUCGUAUAAUAUACCUACAAAACUUCUUCUCUCCAUUUUUUCGUGUAAAGUGUGUGUGUGUGUGUGUGUGUGUGUGUGUGUGUAAUGCGGUGCGGUGUUGGUUGCGCCGCAUAUAUGUUCAAUAUUGUAUAUGUACCACGCUUGCUUUGUACAAUGCGCCAAAAACUAAAAGGCCGCAUGCUCUGCUGUCAACUAUACGAUGCUCCGUUACACCGGAUGGAUUGAUCGAUGUUACUUACUCAGCGUUAUAAUACAUGUAUCGGGUUAAGACAAUAGCAAAUGUGUAUGUAUGUAAUGGUCGUUGCGGGUGCAGUGCAAAAACUCGAUGUGUGUGUGUGUGUGUGUGUGUGUGUGUGUGUCCGUACUUGUCUAUUACAGCGUGAUUUAUUAUCGAGUGUGCUACUCGUGACGCGUUACGAAAAUUGCCAGUAAGAGCUUGCAUCAAUUACGAAAGCAAAAGUAAAAGAUAGAAAAUAAUAAUUGAUACACGAUGUUGUGCUGUCGAUGUUCGCGUGGGCGGCUCUGCGGAUGCAGGUCGACGUUUACUUUUUUCUAUACAUUUUGAAAACUUCGAUACGACAACAAGAAACAGCGGAGAUAGAUGUAAUGCUACACGAUGCAACGUUUUGUUAUUUCAAAACUUCAAUCUUAUCGUCUUUGUCGUCGUCGAAGUCGCGCGUGAGCCGGGGGAGUGCACAAAAAUAU
Trichogramma pretiosum is the source of this 3006-nucleotide messenger RNA. RefSeq names its product AF4/FMR2 family member 4-like. The coding region runs from base 782 to 2083 and encodes 433 amino acids. The transcript has 5 exons. The record is from RefSeq and is a predicted model, not a curated record. Lineage: Eukaryota; Metazoa; Arthropoda; Insecta; Hymenoptera; Trichogrammatidae.